This is a messenger RNA of Glycine soja, 1247 nucleotides long. Its product is annotated as V-type proton ATPase subunit D-like. The coding region runs from base 181 to 957 and encodes 258 amino acids. Gene Ontology annotation, molecular function: proton-transporting ATPase activity, rotational mechanism. The record is from RefSeq and is a predicted model, not a curated record. The transcript is spliced from 2 exons. Gene Ontology annotation, cellular component: vacuolar membrane; proton-transporting V-type ATPase complex. NCBI's taxonomy places the organism in Eukaryota, Viridiplantae, Streptophyta, Magnoliopsida, Fabales, Fabaceae.
GCUUAAGCCAAUAAUUGAAAGCCCAUUCCAUUAUUCCCAACCCAAAAAAACAAAACCAUUUGAUCCAACAGACACACUCCCUCUCUCUCUUGAUCAUUCUCUCUCAGUGCUCUCGAUCUCCAUCUGCAACUUCCUUGUCUGACAGAUCCUGUGUUCCGGAGAAAGGAAAGGAAAGGAAAGAUGUCGGGGCAAACGCAGCGUCUGAACGUGGUCCCCACCGUGACGAUGCUGGGAGUGGUGAAGGCCCGAUUGGUCGGCGCCACGCGCGGCCACGCGCUCCUGAAGAAGAAGAGCGACGCGCUCACGGUGCAGUUCCGCCAGAUCCUGAAGAAGAUCGUCUCCACAAAAGAAUCCAUGGGCGACAUCAUGAAAACGUCGUCGUUCGCGCUUACCGAGGCCAAGUACGUCGCCGGCGACAACAUCAAGCACGUCGUCCUCGAGAAUGUGAAAGAGGCCUCCCUCCGCGUCCGCUCGCGCCAGGAGAAUGUCGCCGGCGUGAAGCUCCCGAAGUUCGACUACACCGCCAACGCCGACGCCACGAAAAACGACCUCACCGGACUCGCACGCGGAGGGCAGCAGGUGCAGCAGUGCCGCGCCGCGUACAUAAAGGCCAUCGAGGUGCUCGUCGAACUUGCGUCCCUUCAAACAUCGUUUCUGACUCUGGAUGAGGCCAUCAAGACCACGAAUCGUAGGGUUAACGCUCUGGAAAACGUGGUGAAGCCGCGGUUGGAGAACACGAUUAGUUACAUCAAGGGAGAGCUGGACGAGCUGGAGAGGGAGGAUUUCUUCAGGCUGAAGAAGAUUCAGGGGUAUAAGAAGAGGGAGAUUGAGAGGCAGAUGCUGCAGCAGAACAACUCCAAGCUUGACACUAAUCUCCCUUUGCGCAAAGGUCUUUCCUACAAUUCUGCUCACAACUUGUUGUCUGUGGGUGACAAAGAUGAGGAUAUCAUUUUCUGAAUGUGCUGCUGCUGCUGCUGAUGGGUGAGACUGAGACUACUCUGCUAUUGUUUAGGUCUCAGUUGAGUGUAUCAUGAAUAAAGGAUGAUACUGGUUAGUAUAUGUUUAUUUAUUUCUUUGUUCAUUUAAUUCAGACAUUCAUCGUUUUUAAGUAUGUGAUCUUAUGGAAGAUUUUUGAAGUUUUUGUGAUUAGCUGUAUUUUCGUUUCGAAAUAUAUUACAUCUCAAAAGAGUUAUGAGACUUGUGGAAAGAAAGGCAUAUUUUUUGAAGUUACCUUUUGAGAAUAGUUA